This is a messenger RNA of Colletotrichum costaricense, 663 nucleotides long. RefSeq lists its product as uncharacterized. The record is from RefSeq and is a predicted model, not a curated record. The transcript is spliced from 3 exons. Bases 1 to 663 code for a protein of 220 amino acids. Lineage: Eukaryota; Fungi; Ascomycota; Sordariomycetes; Glomerellales; Glomerellaceae.
AUGGUUCGGUCUUCUUCCGACUCCUCUCAAGCAGAAUACUCUCACAAGGCCACUGUGGCUGCCAUCACAUCCUACUAUGAACUUCUCGCCCGCGUACACCCUGACAUUGUCUCUUCUCUCGAGUACCCUCCCUCCGGAGGAUGGCCUCAGAUUACGUCUGAAUUCUUCUCCAUCUUGGGCCGAAAUGAUACCGUCAUUGAGUUGAUGCGGCACAUUCCAAGGACCCAUGAAGAAAGCCGCGCGUAUAAUGAGGAAGUGCGGCCUGUCCCUCAGGACAAGAUUGGUGCCAAUCCUGACUACUCUCCUGAGGGCGGAGGAGUGCCGAUCACAUCCAGCAUGUUCACCUUGGCGGUGCUGGCCGCAGAGAUACAAGAGGGCUUUGAUAUCCUUCUUGAGACGGAACACAACAUCGUCAUUGUGGUCAGAGUUAGAGAGGAACCCCACACGGAGCAAUGGAAGGUUAUGAACUGGAUGUCAAAAAUGGAAUGGGCUGGCCAGAUUGGGAAGAGAUACCGGUCCGCAGAAACAGAGCUUGACGAGACAUACGGCGAUGGUCUCAGGCAAAAGAUCAUGCGGGAAGCUGGCUGGCCCGGUACAGGGGAAGAAGUUGGCUUGGGAUGGGACAAGGCAAAGGCAGAGAAACAGAUGAUUGAGCUCAUGUAG